AAGCACAUCGGGUACAGGCAGCAGCCCCCUGGGUGUCUGUCCCUAUGAGAGAACGAGUGGGGAGGAGGAGGAGGUGGAAGGAGAGGAGGAAGAGGAUGAGGAGGAGGAUGAGGAGGAGGUGGUGAGCUGGGUCUCAGUGAGGAUGCAGGGGGACAUUAAGAGGCAGCAGCAGCAGCAGGUGAUCAGUCAGCUGCUGAAGAGGCCAUUGGACAGUUUCUUCGACAACCUCCCGGCCCUCAAGUCGCCCAUCCUGGUUUCGGGUCCUCGUCUGGCAGGCACGACUGAGGACACCUUCAGCCGCCAUUUUGAGAGCAUAAUGGAGUCACAUCGCGCCAAGGGCACAUCCUACUGCAGCCUGGACAGCGAGGAGCUGCUGACCUCCAGCACCCAGACGGUCCUGACCUUUGACCUUCCCACACUGACCCCAGAGAUCCAGGGCGGUCAGAUGAUCUGUCAGAGCGCCCGACACAUUGUCAAGUUGAGCUUCGCCCCACUGGCCCACUGUGAGAGGGGAACAAGCCUAUCAGAUUCCAUCGUCACGGUGACAGGUGACUCAGACGCCACGCGCGCCCCCUCCAGCGAAAGGCUGAGCAGUGGCUCGGAGGACACAAUCCCACGAGGGGGAGGGGGCGGGGCACGGAUGUUGGGGAGCAGCUGGUACAGCAACCCCACAUUCUCCUUCCCUAGGUCAGUGAUGUCAUACAGCAGCAACCCCUCCCUCUCCUUCCACAGGGAGAAGGCUCGUCUGGCGACAGACUCGGAGCUGGAUCAGGACCUCAGUGAGCGGCUGGGACUGGAGAGCAGCGACACCCUCACCAACGGUAACCGUGCUGACGGAGAGGCCGCCAAGCGCCUGGCCAAGCGCCUCUUCACCCUGGACGGCUUCAGGAAGUCCGACGUGGCCCGUCACCUCAGCAAGAACAAUGACUUCAGUCAUAAGGUUGCAGAGGAGUAUCUACACUUCUUUAACUUCACAGGUCUUAAUGUGGACCAGGCUCUGAGGACCUUACUCAAGCAGUUCUCCCUGAUGGGAGAGACUCAGGAGAGGGAGAGGGUGCUGUCUCACUUCUCCAGGAGAUACCUGCACUGUAACCCAAUACUCAUACCUACUGAGGAUGGUGUUCAUACCUUGACCUGUGCCCUGAUGCUGCUAAACACAGACCUGCAUGGCCAUAACAUUGGCAAAAGGAUGUCCUGCACACAGUUCAUUGACAACCUGGAGGGUCUGAAUGAGGGUCAAGACUUUCCCAAAGACUUGCUGAAGGCCCUGUACAACUCAAUCAAGAAUGAGAAACUUCAAUGGACAAUCGAUGAGGAGGAGAUGCGGAAGUCUUUCUCGGAGCUGGGGGACACCAACCAGGCUGACUCCACCUCUAAACACAUGAAGAGCAUGGCCAGCGGUGAGAAACACCUAGUGACCAUGGCCCAGCCCUCGGGAGCCCUGCUGUACAAGAAUGGCUUCCUGGUGCGCAAGGUGCACGCCGACUCAGAUGGCAAGAGAACACCGCGUGGGAAGAGAGGAUGGAAGACGUUCUAUGGCAUUCUGAAGGGGCUGAUUCUCUACCUGCAGAAGGGAGAGUACCGGCCAGAUAAACAGCUGUCAGAUGAGGAUCUGAAGAACGCCGUGUCCAUCCACCACUCUCUGGCGAUGAGGGCUGCUGACUACAGCAAGAGACCCAAUGUGUUCUACCUCCGCACCGCCGACUGGAGAGUCUACCUCUUCCAGGCACCAAACGCAGAGCAAAUGCAGUCGUGGAUCACGCGCAUCAACACGGUAUCAGCCAUGUUCUCAGCACCACCCUUCCCUGCAGCCAUUGGUUCACAGAAGAAAUUUGCCCGACCGCUGCUGCCAGGCUCCACCUCCAAACUGUCACAGGAGGAGCAGGUCCAGUCCCAUGAGGCUCGGUUCCGGGCCAUCUCCACUGAACUGGCUGAGCUGCGCUCGUAUCCUCCAGACCGAAAGGUCAAAGGCCGUGAGCUGGAGGAGUACCGCCAGCGGGACGAGUACCUGGAGUUUGAGAAAACGCGCUAUGGUACCUACGCCAUGCUACUGCGGGCCAAGAUCCGCUGCGGCGAGGAUGACUUGUCCGUAUUCGAGGCCCAGAUCCUGGAGGACAAUGGCCUGCAGCGCGCCCACUCCAGCCCCACACUGCAGGACAGCAGCCAGGCCAGCCAGGCCUCCCAGGGCAGCAGCACCAAGGAGCCGGUGGGCUGCAGCGGUAUAGGAAAAGGCUCCAAGCGCACAGAGGGCCAGAGAUACAGCUACCGCCAGGCCGUCAAGAAGUUCGUGAAUGUCAUUGAAUGCAGUAUGCUGCGACCUGGCUGUUCUGCUGUAGGUUCGUGAAUGUCAUUGAAUGCAGUAUGCUGCUACCUGGCUGACCUGCUGUUCUACUAAGGAGCCUAUUUAAGGAAUGUGGCUGAGGAGGAUAUUCUAGCCGGCAGAUUCAUGUAAUGUUUUGAAGCAGGAAUGGUUUAUCCAUCGCAUGUAGUUACCUUGCUGGAAAAAAAAUAUCUGUACAAUUUAAGUACAGACAAUUGAAUGUUAAGUCAAAGUUUCACUUGGUGUAUUUUGCCUCGAGUCUUUUCCUAUCUCACUUCAGCUAUUUUUCCAUUUGUCACCUUCCUUUUCCAUGAUCUCUUUCCACUCCAACCUCAUACCGUCUCUAUUUUUCCCCUUCACUCAUCCUCCUCUCUCGCGUCACUUCCUUUCCCCCUUGUCAGUUUGCUCUGCCCUCUGUCUCAGUCAUCAUCUCACUGCUAUCACUCUCCUACACCAUCUUUUGGGAAGCUGCCUUCAUCAUCAUCUGCUUGUGUAUAUUGUUACUAUUACUGAUGACAUAUACCUUGAAUUGUAUUGUAACUUGAUGUUACUGCUGUGAUAUUACUGCUUGGUACUUGUAUUUACUGAUAGUGUUUGACACUUGUGGCAUAUGUGAUCAGGUUAGUCUAUCACAGAAUGACAUGUCACCUCGGGACAUUGGAGGGUACAAGGUAUGAGGGCCCUUUACAUACAAAUGGACGUUGUGUAGUUCAAUCAACAGGUGAACCACACUGAAAAUGUCAUCUUCGACACACUAUUUCUUCAUAUGUUGGGGUCUAUGCAGUAUGUGCCCUGUUCCCUGUGGCCCAGGCACUAACCAUGAGGGAGAGAGGCACAGACAGUUUGAUACGGUACGCUGUCUGUUGUACAGCAGUAUGAUAGUCAGGACUCCGCGUCAAGCUCAGCGAGCUCUCUAUGCCCCACUCUGCCACCCCGCCCCCUCUGACGUUAUCACAGAGCAGCUGCAGGGUCUCCAUGGCACUGGUUUGCAUGGAAACCGCUAGUUCCCUCCAAGUAUGUCAAAUGUGCCUAUUUGAUUGUGACAUUUCCGGGAAAUAAAAUCUAAAUGUUGGCUCCUUGAUACUGAAAUGAAAGCCUAGGUGUUACUGUAUGUUUGACCCUUUCCCAGCCAGCACUUCUCAAUGUGACAUGUGUGUAUAUACUGUAUAUAUACAGCAUGAGAUAAUAUUAUAAUGGUCUGCUUUCCUUUGUAUUAUGUUUAGAGUAUUUAAUGAAAGGUUAAUAUAUAGAACAACAUUUUUGUCCUGCAGUUCAUUGUCAUGAUUUUAUUUUAAUUAUAAAGCUGAAUGAAGGAAAAGUUGUUGUAUUUAUGCUGUUUUCUGCUAAUGUGUUGUAGACACCACACCAAGCCACCAAUUCAUUCAAAACUGUGAUAUAGUGUACUACAGUGGGGUUCUGACUGAUUUCAGUUUUCUUAGACUGCUGCCAAGGAGAGACGUUUGAAAUGUUUUUACUUGGAUAGUUCUACUCAUUUUAGCUGUACACGUGUCGACUGCCUGUUAAAACCUCACUUCUUUAAGGAAACAUUGUUUGUAUAUGAGCUCUUCUGGGGAGGCAUAGCGGGGAAAAUAAAAGUGUUUCAAAAAGUGA
Oncorhynchus kisutch (coho salmon) is the source of this 3931-nucleotide messenger RNA. RefSeq names its product PH and SEC7 domain-containing protein 1. The coding region runs from base 143 to 2344 and encodes 733 amino acids. Gene Ontology annotation, molecular function: phospholipid binding; guanyl-nucleotide exchange factor activity; protein binding. The record is from RefSeq and is a predicted model, not a curated record. Gene Ontology annotation, biological process: regulation of ARF protein signal transduction. Lineage: Eukaryota; Metazoa; Chordata; Actinopteri; Salmoniformes; Salmonidae. The transcript has 15 exons.